Larimichthys crocea (large yellow croaker) is the source of this 1766-nucleotide messenger RNA. RefSeq names its product F-box only protein 15. Lineage: Eukaryota; Metazoa; Chordata; Actinopteri; Sciaenidae. The record is from RefSeq and is a predicted model, not a curated record. The transcript has 10 exons. The coding region runs from base 36 to 1649 and encodes 537 amino acids. Gene Ontology annotation, cellular component: SCF ubiquitin ligase complex. Gene Ontology annotation, molecular function: protein binding.
CUGACCGGAAGUGGCCGUCUUCGUUAAACUCCGUGAUGGCGGCGGGACGAGGGGAGUUUUUUCGGAGUUUGUUGGCGGGAUUGGAGAGAAAACCGGGUCCAGGUGGAGGACAGCGGGGUCCAGGUGAGAGACAGCCGGGUCCAGGUGGAGGACAGCGGGGUCCAAGUGGAGGACAGCCCGGUCCAGGUGGAGGACAGCCGGGUCCAGGUGGAGGACAGCCGGGUCCAGGUGGAAGGCAGCGGGGCGGCAGGAGGAGGAAACGGCCGCUGAGAGGAGCUCCGAGCUCGGUCGGCGGGAAAGAGCGCAGCCGCUCAGAGAGACAGAAAGUGAAAACUUCAUCCAGAGAAAACUUCAUCGAAAGGCUGCCGUCUGAGAUCCUGAUCAAGAUCCUGUCGUACCUGGACAGCCCCUCGCUCUUCUGCAUCGGCCACGUCAGCAAGCUCUUCCACCGGCUUUCCAGCGACGAUGUCAUGUGGCAUAAGAUUUACAACGCAGAGUUUGGGAAGCAAGUGUGGAAGCCGAAGUGGUGGGACGAGCCGGCGCUGAAGGUCGACCCCGCGGAGGCGGAGGAUCAGUCGGCGGGUCGCUGGAAGAAGCUGUACUUCAGGACCGUCGCUGGACAGGAAAUGAGCAAGUGGAGGAGAGAGCUGACGGACAUCAAUCCAUACACCGGACUACCCAAGCACACGGAGCGAGUCCUCAGGAGCCUGAACGUGAGCUGGGAGCUGACGGUGUGCGAUCGUUUCGGACACGAGAAGACGAUGGAGCAGAGCCGAGCGUACUUCUUCAAGUCGUCUGCGAUCGUCUGCUGGAGCAACGGGAGCUUCCCCAAAUACCAUCACAUCAGCAACAUCCAGCUGCACGGAGUCCGGAAGGAGGCGCCGAAGAGCCCCGAAGUCAGGAGGCCGGCGUGGCGCUCUCUGAUUUUAAAGCUGGACAUGAAGACUCAGCCCGGUUGGUUCUUCGGCAAAGACAGGCUGAUCAAACUGAUGCAUCUGCCGCCCGGCUUCAUCGUAGGCAUCUGGAGGGGUCAGAGUGACGUUGCCUUCAUCAUGGUCAGCCUUCACCUCCACAAGCUGGUGGAGAAGAGUCUGCUGGGAUCUCCGGUCUGCCCGUACUCUGAACCUGCAGACCUUCCACCCGUGGAUGACUUGGACCCUGAGUUCGGUCUGCACGGCUACGCGCUGCACUUUGUCCUGCACAACACCGGCUCUGAGAUCAUGUUAGGACACUUCUGUAAACUCUCCUGCCACACAGUCCAGAUCCAGCGUGGAUGGGUGGAGCUCAGGGUCAUCAACAGGACCAACUUAUCCCAGCACAGAGCGAUGUCCGGAAACAUCACAAUGCCCUGGAAGAGCGACGCCCUGGAGGGCUCAGUAGAGAACUGCUGCAUCAUAUCGCUGACCCUGCUCGACGAGAUCCAGAAACCCUUCUGGUGCGUCAGCUCGCCCAUCCGCGUCACCAUGGUGAAGAAGACGCCGUCCUCCGACUACAGCGGCGAGCACUUCGCGAUGGACUACCAGAACCCGGAGGGUCAGGUGAAGAUGAGUCUGGUCUGGUUGAAGGAGCAGAAGCAGUUCUUCCUCAUCAGCCUCAUUAUCUAUGUUCCUGUUUUCAAAGUCAACAAGCAUUUCAGCACUGAGUACUGAGGCUGAACGGGAACGCUCAAAGUUUGGUUUAUAUUUUCAGAGUUUUUCUUGUUUACAACAUGUUGCACUUUGUAGUUUUUGUUGAUUAAAGUCUCGUCCUGUAAGAUCAGGGAGAAA